Culicoides brevitarsis is the source of this 2492-nucleotide messenger RNA. Its product is annotated as proton-coupled amino acid transporter-like protein CG1139. The record is from RefSeq and is a predicted model, not a curated record. Gene Ontology annotation, molecular function: L-amino acid transmembrane transporter activity. Gene Ontology annotation, biological process: amino acid transmembrane transport. The transcript is spliced from 3 exons. NCBI's taxonomy places the organism in Eukaryota, Metazoa, Arthropoda, Insecta, Diptera, Ceratopogonidae. The coding region runs from base 434 to 1915 and encodes 493 amino acids.
UUUUCUCUAAAUUAGAUAAAAGUUCCAAAUAAUGCCAAAAAUCAGUGAAUUGACAAUAAAAACCAAAAAUUCGCUGUAAUUUCAUCGUUAGUGUCCUUUUGAGCUCGGGAUUAUUCAAAUUUCCAUCAUUACGGGUUGUAACGUCUACUUGAAAAUUUGUAGUGAUUCAUCAAAACUUGAUAUCAAUAUCGUGUCGAUAAACAAAGAAGAAAUUUGAUGAAUUGGUAUUCUUGGCGUAAUGGAAGACCUGACACCGUUAAUUAAUUUGCAAGUGAGUUAAGAAUUGUGCAAUUUUUCACAUUUUUGGAGAAUUGGACGAGACUUCAAGAAGAAGACCUUCCACAAUAUUGAUUGGACCAAACCAGCUGGACUGCCAUUUGUUGUUAUAAUUUCUAUCAUUUUUUUGAGUUUUCUUUAAUUUCAUACAAAAAAGAUGUCGACGGAACGCCAACCACUGCUCUACAACUCUGAACAUUCGGACAUUGAGACACCGAGUGCGGCAAAUUCCGUGAUAGCGCGUCCCGAUUAUCGCAGUUCGCCGGAAAAUGUCUUGGUCGAUGUGCAAAGUGAGAGUUUGUUGCUGCAAAAUGACGAAAGUACCCUCACAUUGGGUGCCAGCUCCGCGAAUUCAGACAAAUAUGAGCCGUCAUUGCAUCGCACCUUGGAACAUCCAACGUCAAAUCUGGAAACGAUGAUCCAUUUGCUGAAGGGAAAUAUCGGUACGGGAAUUCUUGCGAUGCCCGACGCCUUCAAAAAUGCCGGAUUGUACGUGGGGCUCUUCGGAACGAUGUUAAUGGGACUCAUUUGUACGCAUUGCAUGCACAUGCUGGUGAAUUGCUCGCACGAAUUGUGUCGUCGAGUGCAGGUGCCGUCACUAGAUUUCUCCGAAGUUUGUUACACGAGCUUCAAAACGGGCCCGCCGGGAGUUCAGCGAUACGCAAAUACCGCGAGAAAUUUGAUCAAUUUGUUCCUCGUUAUUACGCAGCUCGGAUUUUGUUGCGUUUAUUUCGUGUUUGUGGCAGUAAAUGUGCAGGAAGUUGUCGCGCAUUAUUUCUUCAAACUCGACAUUCGUGUCUAUCUCAUCCUUAUGCUGGUGCCGAUGGUGUUGCUGAAUCUCGUACGGAACCUGAAAUAUUUGACUCCCGCAUCUUUGUUGGCUUCGAUUCUCACAAUUAGCGGAUUGGCGAUCACUUUUUACUACAUGUUGCAAGAUUUGCCGCACACAGAUACCGUCAAGCCGUAUGCGUCGUGGAAAACGUUGCCGUUGUACUUUGGCACGGCAAUUUACGCCUUUGAAGGGAUCGGAGUUGUGUUGCCGUUGGAGAAUAAUAUGAAGAAUCCGGAAGAUUUUGGGGGAUGGAAUGGCGUUUUGAACACGGGAAUGGUCAUUGUGGCAUGUUUGUAUACGGCAGUCGGGUUCUUUGGUUACUUGAAAUACGGAGAUGCGGUCGAAGGAAGUAUUACGCUCAACUUACCAGGCACAGAUUUACUCGCUCAAAUGGUACGCCUUGCAAUGGCACUUGCCAUCUUCCUUUCGUACGGUCUCCAGUUCUACGUGCCGAUCAACAUCAUCGGUCCAUGGAUCCGAAACCAAAUGAACACCCACCAAUCGCAGGAAAUUGCCGAAUAUCUCAUGCGCGUUGGCUUAGUCAUCUUUACAUUCCUCCUUGCUGCGAUAAUUCCGAAUCUCGGUGCGGUAAUCUCGCUCGUGGGUGCCGUCAGUAGCAGUACACUUGCAUUAAUUUUCCCACCCAUCAUCGAAAUGGUAACUUUUUAUCCGAACUACGGUCGACGCAACUGGAUCCUGUACAAAGACUUGCUUCUACUCGUGUUUGGCGUCGCUGGCUUCGUCUUCGGAACAUACGCGAGCGUCAACCAAAUUCUCAAUCCAGAAUCACCAGAUCGUACUGAAUAAAUGUAACUACAUGAACAGCAUUAAGAGGUAAAAAUAACACAAGAAACAACUAGAAUUGUAAGAUAUAAAGAGAUGACAAUAAUUUAUUUAUAUACAACAAAAUAUAUAAAAAUUUACCGUAAUCAUUCCAAAAGCUGUCAAUGUGUCUAAGAACCUUUUUAGACUUUUCGGUAAAUUUUUUCUCCCAAAUUUUUGGCUCAAAAUAAUAAACUUACUUACGCUUCCCCAGAAUGUUUCUUCAUUUUUUUUAAAUGAAAAAAACACUUUACUUAGUUUAAGUACACGAAAAAAUAUCAAGUAGACAAUUUUUAAUGUUUAAUGACAAUAGUAGAUCCUUGUGUUACGUUAAGACAAAAGAUAAUAAUGAAUUGCAUUGAAUGUGAUAAUACGUUAUAAAUUUAAGAUUUAACCCUGUGCCGAUAGUUUAGUUACCUUUCUUCUUCCUCCGAAGUUAGUUAAAAAUAACCAAGCAAAAAAUAUCAAAAAAUUGGAAAAUGAUACAAUAAUUAAAAUUAAUUAAAUAAAUAUAAUCAUUAUGACUUAUAAUUAAUUAUAUAGAUGUUUGUAAAUAAAUGUU